UUAAGAGCAAGAAAUCUCAAUAGAGUAAUUCAUAUUGUAUAAUUUGUACACACACACACACUCCAAAAUCCAAGGAAUUGGUUUGUAGAGAUUCUGUGGACAUUUGAAUCUGCUUCCUAAAGGUUAAGGCUGCAUUGUCUGCACAGAUCUGGCAAGUCAGUAACAUCAACUAGAGACGCACCAAAAGAUUCACAAAGAGAUUGUGGAUCUCUCUGUUUGUUGGGCUUGUUUUUGCCUAGUGAGUCUUUGCCUUUGCCCCAAGAAUUCCUGUGGGUGGCCAGAGUUGCCCUUUUCACCAAGCAAGCAUGACCUCUUGUUUAAACAUGCUGAUACUUAUGCACAAACUCACAGAAGAGAUUUUCCCACAGGGCUGGCAUGAUGCUCUUUGGGGUUCUGUCCAUUCUGUGUCACAUUUGUUCCGAAAUUCAGAGCCGGCAGUGAACACUCUGCAUCCAAACAGCGACGCUUACCCACAUGGGUGUGCAGAGGGACUAACCAAAACCUAAUUUUCACUGUAUUUUAAUAUUUUUAAGCCUUAAAUGCAUGGGAAUUUCACCAAACACUCUUACAUAUCCAGGUCUUGAGAGACCCAGCACGUAUAUCUAUCACAAAUGGAUCUACAAAAUGUCCAGAUAGUGUAAAAAAGGAAAAUAUUUUCAAGACAAUUAGAAUAGACAAGUAGAAUAAAAUAUUUGUUUUAUUUUUGAUAUAUAAAAGAGAAAAUGCAACAAAUCUGGAACAGGAUUCAUUACUUUCAUGCAAUAAGCUACAUAAGUAUUUUCUCAGACACUAAUUGAGUCAAAAUAGAUACACAUUUGUUAUACUUGCUAUAGUUUACUUUCAUGUUUAUUCAUCAAAUAGCAAUGUCAGAUGUAAAUCAACUCAAUCACUGCAACCACAAUGCCACCUUGUGUAACAAAUUACAUGUAUAAUAUGUAUCUGUACAUGCUUAUCAGAUGCUCUGAUAAUCAGAGGUUGCACUGGCCAUCGGGAAAACCGGGACUUUUUCCACGUGGCCACGAUAUGCCAAAGUAGACCACGAUAUGUUGAAUGGUCCACGAUAAGAGGAAGGGGGCAGCAAAACAGUAUAUCAAAAACGUUAUGCCGAAGGGGAUAUGAUCUGCAGAAGACACACAUUGCAAACCCCCCCCCCCCCCCCGCCCCCCAGGAGGUGAAAUGAGGUCCCGGGUCACUAAAGACCUGAGCCCCGAGGUAUGUGUUUAAGGGUUAUACAGCUUAAAUGGGUUUGUAGGUCUCACAUAUGACACUCUGUCUUUCUCUCAGGAUGGUGCUGUGUUGGUUCCUGUUGAGUUUCCUCUUCAACAUCCUGAAUGCCCACAAUGACUUCUUCACCUCGAUUGGUCAGAUGACAGACCUACUGUACACAGAAAAGGACCUGGUGACAUCACUGAAAGAAUACAUCAAACAAGAGGAGAACAGAAUAGAGCAGGUCAAAGAGUGGGCAGACAAGCUGGAUUCGCUGACGAACACAGCCACCCAGGACCCUGAGGGAUUCCUGGGACACCCUGUCAAUGCCUUCAAGCUGAUGAAGAGACUCAACAGUGAAUGGGCUGACCUGGAGAGCCUUGUGUUGAAAGACACUACCAAUUGGUUUAUCUCUAAUCUGACUGUUCAGAGACAGUUUUUCCCAACAGACGAGGACCAGACAGGAGCAGCCAAAGCUUUGCUUAGAUUACAGGACACAUACCAGCUGUCAGCCAACACAAUCUCUAAUGGAGACCUGCCUGGUGUUGUUCACAAGAGCCGAAUGACUGUGGAAGACUGCUACGAGCUGGGGAAGAUCGCGUACUCUGAGGCAGAUUAUUAUCACACAGAACUCUGGAUGGCUCAGGCUCUCACACAGCUAGAUGAGGGCGAGGAAUCCACCAUCGACAAGGUCACAGUCAUGGACUACCUCAGUUACGCCAUCUACCAGCAGGGAGAGCUAGAGCAGGCUCUCGAGCUGACCAAGCGGAUGCUGAAGCUGGACCCGAAUCACCACAGGGCCAAUGGGAACCUAAAGUACUUUGAGUUCCAGUUGGAGAAGCAGAGAAAGACAGAGGCCGAGAAGGAGGGUAAAAAAACAGAAAAGAAAGUGUUAGACAAACGGGAUGCUCAGAAUAAACGCUCCAAAGACCCUCUGCCAGAGAGGAAGAAGUAUGAAAUGCUGUGCAGAGGAGAGGGGGUGAAACUGACACCCCGCAGAGAGAGCCGUCUGUUCUGCCGUUAUUUUGACAACGGCCGUAAUCCACGCUUGCUAAUAGCUCCAGUGAAACAGGAAGACGAGUGGGACCGCCCACACAUUGUUCGUUAUCAUGACAUCAUCUCUGACAGUGAAAUCAUGACCGUGAAGGAGAUGGCAAAACCCAGACUAAAGCGAGCCACAGUGCACGAUCCCACUACGGGAAAACUCACCACUGCCCAGUACAGAGUCUCGAAGAGUGCUUGGCUGUCUGCAUAUGAGCAUUCUACGAUUGAAAAGAUUAACCAGCGUAUCGAGGACAUCACAGGCCUAGAAGUGGACACAGCAGAGGAGCUGCAGGUUGCAAAUUAUGGAGUUGGAGGUCAAUAUGAACCUCACUUUGACUUUGGAAGGAAAGAUGAACCAGAUGCCUUUAAAGAACUGGGUACAGGAAACAGAAUUGCCACUUGGCUCUUUUAUAUGAGUGACGUGUCAGCAGGGGGCGCUACUGUCUUCCCUGGUGUAGGAGCAGCAGUGUGGCCCAAAAAGGGUACAGCAGUAUUCUGGUAUAACCUUUUUGCCAGUGGAGAAGGAGACUACAGCACAAGGCAUGCUGCCUGUCCAGUAUUAGUAGGCAAUAAGUGGGUAUCAAACAAAUGGAUACAUGAACGAGGUCAAGAAUUCAGGCGGCCCUGUGGUCUGACUGAGAUUGAAUGAUCCCUCUUUCUCUCCUCUUCCUCCGGUUUAGCCUCAUGGUUUUAAUUUUGCUCAGUUUGGGAUGCGUGUCAGUAAUAGGGAGUUAAUGAUCAACCAUCUUCAUAUCUUUUUUUUAUUUUGAACCUUUUAAUGAACCCAGAAAUGUUGUGAAGUCCUUUUAUCCCUACAAUAGGCACCAUGAACAUGCAGAACCUAUCAAAAAUGUUUUUAGGUUAUUUAAGGUUGAUUUUUAACUCCAUAUUUUGCUUUUGCACUUUCUUCUCUUUAAACUCCAACAAACAGAUGUUUUUUUAGAAAGGUUGGUCAAAUCCUUAAAUUAACCACUGAACACUCCAGAAACCAGACAGUUUGAGACCGACAGUUAAUGUCAUUGUUACGGAAAACAUGCAGAACUUGUUUCAAGAUGGCCUUAAGACUGACCUCUUAAGACCAAAAAUGUUACUUCAGACAGAUCCCCGAGAACCAAACACCACAGUGACGGGUUAUGUGGUUACAGCAGUACCAAAGAGUAUUUUUAUUUUUUUCCUGGGGCCAAUGGAAAAACACAGCUUUUAAUUAUCUUGGUUCUGGUUUGUUUUUAAUGUAAUUUUGUGCGUGUGGAAGUGUUUUUUGAAAGUGUGACAGUUUUCUACAGAAAUAAAUUCUAUGCCAUCAAAA
This is a messenger RNA of Myxocyprinus asiaticus (Chinese sucker), 3556 nucleotides long. RefSeq names its product prolyl 4-hydroxylase subunit alpha-1-like. Lineage: Eukaryota; Metazoa; Chordata; Actinopteri; Cypriniformes; Catostomidae. The transcript is spliced from 14 exons. The record is from RefSeq and is a predicted model, not a curated record. Gene Ontology annotation, cellular component: endoplasmic reticulum. The coding region runs from base 1262 to 2899 and encodes 545 amino acids. Gene Ontology annotation, biological process: peptidyl-proline hydroxylation to 4-hydroxy-L-proline. Gene Ontology annotation, molecular function: protein binding; procollagen-proline 4-dioxygenase activity; iron ion binding.